AAGGUUUGGCGUUAGAGUUGUCAAACUGUUUCGUGUGCUAAGUAAACCCAACUGCAGGUUCUUUUUUUUUUCUAUUUAGGGCGAACAUAUGAGUCGUAUGGCAGGUGUAAAGUAUAAUUCGCAUGACAGACCUUAAAAAUAUAUGACAUUCGCAAAGUGAAAAUAAUUUUAAAAAUUGUGUGAUAUACGAAAGGAUGGGAUGGUUCGUUUAGGACCGGUCAGCAAUCUUGAAAUAGUGACAGCCAGCAGCCAGACAAAACAGAACUUGUAGAUAGCGGGGAUGACACUCUUUUGAAAGCAGUUGUAAGAAUCAUGCUCGUCUCGUAGCCAUAAACAUUGGCCACAAUUGUUUACCAUAUCAUGACAACUGGGCUGCGUCAUAUCGCCACUGAACCAGCCAGUUUAAGCAUCAGAUACCUUGGAAUGGACAAGAAAAGAAGUCCUCAAUUCAGAAACAAGAUGAAAUCAGUGACUGGUGGAGCUUCUGACUCUGAGGGCAGUGUUGAGAGCAAUAGUCUGUCUGCAGAGUCAGCCACUGAUAUUGUGCCAAAAACACCCCCAAAGGAUGGUGUUGUUCCAAAUAAAAGAACCACACGACGUGGAUCUGAGUGGGAAAUUCUAGAAGGUUUAAAAGAAGGACAGAGAUUUGAUAAGAAGCCAGAUGUGGCCACUGGGUACCUACACAAGAAAAGAAAAUGGCCCCUGAAGGGCUGGCACAAGAGGUACUUUGUAGUGGACAAAGGUAUCCUAAUAUAUGCAAAAAGUCCUGGCGAUAUUGCAAGAGGAAAGAUUCACGGAUCUGUUGAUAUUGGGUUGUCUGUUAUAUCAACAAAAGAAAAGAGGCGACGCCUUGAUAUUGAUGCUGAGGAAUUCAUUUACCACUUGAAGGCAAAAACCCAAGACAGCUUUGUGAAAUGGGUUGAGCAGCUAAAGCAGCACAGAUUGUACAGGCAACAUAUUCUGACAUUUGGAACAAGAGAGCUACCUGUAAUAAAUGCUCAGGAUGAUAACAGUCCAUCAGCAAACUGUACAAUUCAGCAGACGCCCCUCAGCAGUCAUUUGUUCAAGGCCUCACUAUUCAGAGGUGGAAAACCUAUAGAACUUCCAAUGACACCACCAGACCUGACACCAAGCCGUGAAGGUUCUCUUCCGAGAGGAGUGAAGCCUUGUUCUCCCCCACCGAACAUCUUAGGAGGUUUAGCCUCUGGCCGCCUUGCUGCAUGGGUUAUUGAUUCCUUCUCAUCACUAGAUUCACUCAACAAAGAAUUGGGACAAAUUGGUCAGAACAUAACUCAGUUGUGCCGCAUCUUGGAACAAAUAGAGGCAAUUCCAACUACAGAUGCUGAGAUUGCCACAGAAAGCUUUUCACCAAAUGUGAAGAAAGACCGAAAAAAAUUUGGAUUGCGUAAAAAGAAGAGUUCUAAAGGCAGCUCUGUAGAUCUUACAGGAUCAAGUCCAAGCAAAAAUACAGACCCAGAGUCAGCCUCACCACUAUCUACCUGCUCACUGGGGACGGGACAUAGUCCAUCACUUCAGCAGGCACUGAGUAGCAGCAACACUUCCUUACCUACAGCAUCAGCCCCAAUAGCUGUCGCUGUGGCCCGGCCUCAGAGCUUGCCAGGAACGGAGCAACACCUCUUAGUGGCUGCAGGGAGUCCAGGACUGCUGCUCCCUUCUGGAACACCAACAGACAAUCAGCUCAGAGAUGAUUUUCAAGUGCUUGCAAAAGACAUUCACAGCAGCCUCAAGUCAGCCUUGUACACUUUGUCCACUGAGCGUGACCGACUGAAAUCUGCUCUCGAGUCUGACAGCAGUGGAUCUCUAAAUGCGAGCAGCAUGGCGACAUCUGGAAGUGGAAUGGUUGCAGCUCUUCGAACGUCUCUGAGUCAGGCAAUACAGCAAAAUGGGGAAUUACGCCAACGACUGCAACGUAUUCAUGAUGUCGCAGAUCUGAGUGACCUCUCCUCAAUAGGACCUGCUUCUGAGGUGCAGAAACCACUACACGCAUCACUUUCAUACAGCUCCUCCUGCGUUAGUGCUUCAGAGUUCUUCGAUGCCGAAGAGUAUCAAAUACAAGACGGUGGAGGGGGUCGUGAAAGUGAUACUUCUUCAGAAGCUGGCAGCAUAACGAGUGAGGAAGGCAGUGUCAGUAGUGAGAACAGUGAGGUCGGCACUGAAUACACUCCUGCACAGAGUGCGGCUCCUGGAGGAGGCAGUACAAGUAUAAAAUGUAUGACUGGCAGGAGAACCAAACUGCCCGCCGUCCGUCCAGACACAGAAGGACUUUCAUUGUGGAACCUUUUGUGCAAGAAUAUUGGCAAAGAUCUUUCACAAGUUUCAAUGCCAGUGGCUUUAAAUGAACCUCUCUCCAUGUUACAGAGAAUGUGUGAAGAACUGGAAUAUAGUGAACUUCUAGACAAGGCUUCUGAACUUGAUGAUCCAUAUGAGCGUAUGGUAUAUGUAGCAGCAUUUGCUGUGUCAAGCUAUGGUUCAUCAUAUUUUCGUGCUGGCAGCAAACCAUUUAAUCCUCUGCUAGGGGAAACGUAUGAAUGUAUUAGAGAAGAUAAAGGCUUUAGAUUCAUUGCUGAACAGGUUAGCCAUCAUCCUCCAAUAAGUGUGUGUUAUGCAGAAUCCAGAAAUUUUAUUUUUUGGCAAGAUGCACGAAUAAAAACAAAGUUCUGGGGCAAAUCAAUGGAAUUCCAGCCAACAGGUACAGUGAAUGUUCUCCUUCCAAAGUUUGGUGAUCACUAUCAGUGGAACAAAGUGACAACCUGUGUCCACAACUUGUUUGGAGGACAGCGAUGGGUUGACCAAUAUGGGGAAUUGCGUAUUACAGCUGGCAAGAUAAACUGUAAACUCACAUUUGUAAAGGCCAGCUAUUGGUCAGCAAAACGCCAUGAAGUGUUUGGUGUGAUCACAAAUGAAGAUGGCAAGGUUGUGAAAAAUUUGUUUGGGAAGUGGAGUGAAGCACUGUACUGCGGCGUAGCUCCAUCAGCACGCUGUAUCUGGAGGCCAGGCACCAUGCCAGAAGAUUAUGAACUAUAUUAUGGCUUUACAAGAUUUGCUAUUGAGCUAAAUGAACUGGAUCCAGAUAUGUCAAAAUAUCUACCAAUAACUGACACCCGCUUCAGACCUGAUCAAAGGUUGUUAGAAGAGGGGAACCUUUCUGGAGCAGAGACUAUUAAACUUCAGUUAGAACAAGCACAGCGGGAGAGGAGAAAACGCAAAGAACAGGAGGGUAUACAACAUCAGCCAAAAUGGUUUAGCAAGCGCAUGUCGGAUACAGGUGAAGAAAUAUGGGAAUAUUCUCAUCGUUACUGGGAAUGCAGAAAAAACCCAGGCUUUGUUAACAUGUCAUUUGAAGCCAUUUGGUAG
Molecule: messenger RNA, 3375 nt
Organism: Schistocerca nitens (vagrant locust)
Lineage: Eukaryota; Metazoa; Arthropoda; Insecta; Orthoptera; Acrididae
Product: oxysterol-binding protein-related protein 6-like
Exons: 19
Coding region: 361-3375 (1004 amino acids)
Cellular component (GO): plasma membrane; perinuclear endoplasmic reticulum; intracellular membrane-bounded organelle
Molecular function (GO): cholesterol binding
Source: RefSeq, a predicted model, not a curated record